UUCCAGUGAAAUGUUGUCUACAGAACGUUACUGUGUCUUACACGAGUCUUAAGUGAGUGACCUUGAUCGAUAGUUUUUUUUAAUUUACUCCAAUUGAGCAAAAAAUAAUUACAAGAUCUGUUAUACUUUUUGCAAGCUUUUAAAACAAGUUGAGCGAAAAAAAGCUUGAGCACAAAAUAUAAAUUUUUUUUUAUCAUCAAAGGCAGCGAGUAAAAAUAAAAAAUAUGAAAAGUAUACUUGUGAUUUUCCUACUUCUGCUAGCAAGUGCGCACUGCUACCCAGGAGUGCCACGUGAUCCAGGCGCGAGUGAAGCAAACGACAAGCAAAAGUCACAAAUUGAAUUGAUACUUCCGGAAGAAGACCGUAAAAAUUUUGGUCAACUUCCCAAUUUCGAUGAUGAUGAUGACGAUGAAGGAUUCAGGUUCACACCAAUAAAAUUCAAUUUACGUCCAAUUCAAUCCGAUGAAUUCUUCCGUCCAUUAACUCCAUUCUUUUCUGGUGUGCAAGACAUGAUGAAACAAAUGAGAGAGGAAAUGGCUAAAAUGUUCACAGGAUUUCCCACUAUCGAUGAUUUUAAACCAUUAGUACCGAUCCCGAAGGACGCCGUCAACAAAACAUCCUCGAAAUCUGAAACCAAAAUAAUUAAUGGCAAUAAAGUAACGAUUAAUGAAACAACUUACACUGAUGGUACUAAUAACUCAAACACAAUAGUGAGAUUCCGUGUAAUCCAUGUAAGACCUGAAAAUGAAACUUCUGUGGAAGCUGAGAAUAAUAGCAGUCCAGAAGUUGUUGAUUUGGAAACAGAAGUAGACACAGAACCCAAGGGAUCCUCGAAGGAAGAAUCAACAAACAAAAGUGUUGAAGCUGUUGAGGAUUGGAAAAAUGACAUUCCAGAUUCACCAGUUGAUGAUCUUAAGGCUUAAUUUAUAAUAUUCAGAUUACACUGAUGUUUCUUGUAUAUUUUUAUUAUUUAUAUAUUUUUUAUUACUAUAUAAUUAUAGCAUUAAUUAUAGUAAUAAUGAUAAUUUACGUAAUACGAAUAAGCCGAAUAAAUAAUAGCAUUAAAAUAUCAAAAAGUUAAUAAUAAAUAUGUGUAUUGCUCUGUUUUUGUUAAUCUCAUGUAUAAUUAUAAUUUAUGAAUAAAUAUUUAAUUUACUUAAAA
Molecule: messenger RNA, 1162 nt
Organism: Microplitis mediator
Lineage: Eukaryota; Metazoa; Arthropoda; Insecta; Hymenoptera; Braconidae
Product: icarapin-like
Exons: 4
Coding region: 225-923 (232 amino acids)
Source: RefSeq, a predicted model, not a curated record